AACCAUGCAUGGUGACAUUGACGCAUACUACUUAAAAAUAGAUUGUGAACUUCCGCACUGAAAUUACAUUAAAUUUAACAUUAAAGUUACUAAAUCUGAGCUAAACAGAGAAAAGGGGAUUAAUAAAAAGGGAUCUGCAGUAAAGACACAAGCUAGAUAUACACUCCCAAUUUAUAUUCUGUACUUAUUCUUAACUGUAUGAAGAACGAUGACACAAGUCGACGUGACGACAACGACUGAUCUGACUGGGGAAGGUCGAAUGAUCCAGAAUCAGUUAGAGUUGAUGAGUGAAGUUACGAUGUUGUCACAACGACUGGAAGCUCUUGAGAAUGGACAACAAACAUUGAUGAAAGGUCAGGAAUACAUCGUCCGAACAUUGAACCAGGUGAUGAAAAAACUAACUGCGGAGAAAAGAAAUAAGAAACCACCGGCCCAAAAACCUUUACCUUCAAAACGGAAAUCUACAUGGCCGAGCGACGUAUCAACAUUAUUGCAUCUACCACAGGCUUUGCAAAAGAACAUCAAUAAAUUUACUGAUAAUGUUUUGUUCAAAACUACAAAUAUUCCUGACGAACUUAUAGCUUCCGAAUGUUUAAGUGAGGACGAAUGUAGUCACAUCACUUCUAAAACAACUUAUAAAGAACAGGUUCGGCUGCUGGUUCGUAAAAUAAAAUCUCGUGGUCCGCAGGUUAUUGAAAAAUUCCUUGAAAUUGUGGGAAAAGACCAUCCCGAUCUAUCGCAAGAAGUACAUAAAACUCUGGAAGCUAUUGUCAAUGAAAGUAAGCAAAAACCAGUCUGUGUAAUUUGUGUUAUGAGGCUUACCGUAGAUUUAAAAGAUGUCGUAGAUGACCUCUGGUCAGCGGAAAUCAUAUCAGAUGACGUUUAUGGCGAUAUUCUUGAUUGCGAAAGUAUACAUGAAAAUAGAAACAUUCUCUGGGAUAAUAUAAUAAACUCUAUAAAUAACUCGGAAGAACCUAAUCGCUCUUUAGAUAUUCUUGUCCACGCGUUAGAAUCAAAAUAUAAACACAUUGUUGAAUAUUUGAGGGAAACACCGGAAAGGCCGACAUUGAAUUGCUCGUGUUGUAAGAGACGGAAAGUACGUUCAAGGGCAACUUGCUCUGAUAUUGGCAGUCUUACAGAUUUAAGCACUACAUCUGAAGUACGGAAAAUUAAACUACCAAAAACGGUUUUUAUGGCAGGAGAAUAUUCUUCAGAGGAAAGUGGAUCUGUUUGUAGUUCCCAGGAAGUGCAAAGCGGUUCAUUUAGGGGAAUCUCAUUUGAUUAUUUAGAAAGAUACGAAAGUAUAGGUAGUGGUUCUGAUGUGUUUUCACAAAACUUAGAAAUACAAAAUCCAACAGUAUCAAGUACUACGGAUGACACUAACAAUAAUGUAAGAGAUCGUAACAGGCAUUCAUCAGGUCAUUUUGUUCCACGUGAUCAAAGUUUUGACAUAGCAGAUUAUGAUGAACAUAACCGCAGUCUUCCGUUGUUUUCAGAACCGCCUGUAAACACACAGAAAGUUUAUGCAGACGGAGACAAAGAGCGACCUGAACUGAUGCAUAGUACAAGUAUACACAGCAAUGUGACUAUCUGUGGUACUCGUUCUACAGGAUCAGGGGAGGUAGAUCGUGGUCUCCAACUGCUAACUGAUGAAAAUCAAAAUAAACGUUCAUCUUUGUCAACAGAUUGUGCAAGUCCUGACGGAAAUCAAAUUCAAACGCAAAAUGUAGAGUUUCCUUACGAUAACGGAAACGAAUCAACAAAAGAAACAGAAAAAGAGAGUGACGCCGAAAGUCCUCUAUUCCUGCGACAAAAAGCUUACAGGCGCAGAAGGCAAAGGUCGUCUAGUGAAACCGGCGUCGCCGAUGACGAGGAAGAUCAAUAUCAAAACUCAUCGUCAUACAUAGAUCGUGCAAGACAGCGUAGGUACCAACGGAAACGGUUCGCAAGACAAAAAAGUGUUCCCCACGGAGAUAUAACACUGAUCACAAGCCCACGUCCAAAAUCAGACCAGGCAAUGUCCAAUAUUGGCGUAAGAGCACAGGAAUCUAGAAAAAGUAAACAAAGCAUUAAGCGAGAAAUACGCCGGCUACGGUCUCAGAGUAAAGAAUAUGAAAACGAAAUUCAAAUCAGUGUCACAAGUCCCUCUGGACAAGAAGACAAAGGUUUAAAGAAACCAUUCAACCCUUUAUGGGGCAAGGACUUUACGCAACCAAAGUUGUCGCCGAAUUGGGAUCACAAUCAAGCAAAGCGUUAUUGGCAGAUGGCACAGCUCUAUGCAACUUCUUCUAGAGCACUACAGAAUAAGUCGGAUACGGAUCUAAGGGCUGGAGAUUUGAGUGAUACGAUGGCAUUCAGUGAUUUUACAACUUAAGAGACGCGUAUAAAUAGCAAGUCAGCUGCUUGAUUUACUUUCUGUACCAUUUUCUGAUCAAUUGUUAUAAAAUAUGUGUACACAUGUAUCUAUUUUUUAUAUAAUUUUUACUUGGCAACAUGAUUUGAUUAUCUAUACUCUAUGCAUACACUGGCAUUGUUUUUUCAAUUCAUAUAAAACAUUUUUAUACUUUUGUACAUGUAUCUAUUUUUUUUAUAUAUUUUUUACUUGGCAACAUGAUUUGAUUAUCUAUACUCUAUGCAUACACUGGCAUUGUUUUUUCAAUUCAUAUAACACAUUUUUAUACUUUUGUACAUUUAAUUCUUUGUGAACUGUUUCUUAUACAAAAUGUAUUCAUAAAAAAUAUGUUAGA
Messenger RNA from Ruditapes philippinarum (Manila clam), 2747 nucleotides. RefSeq lists its product as uncharacterized. Lineage: Eukaryota; Metazoa; Mollusca; Bivalvia; Venerida; Veneridae. Gene Ontology annotation, biological process: regulation of apoptotic process. The coding region runs from base 209 to 2374 and encodes 721 amino acids. The record is from RefSeq and is a predicted model, not a curated record. The transcript is spliced from 4 exons.